GGCCAGGGGAAGAAGAUGGCGACGCUGGGCAGCGAGCCCCAACCUUUCGCCCCUUCGCUCCCGGCUGCAGCUCUGCACCAGCAUCAUCACCAUCACCAUCACCACCAUCUUCAGCACCAUGGCGGGGCCGGGGCAGUAGCUGGCUGUGGGGCCGGAGCCGGGGCGGGGGGCGGCGGGGGUGGCUACAACCUGCCUCUGAACCGAGGUCUGGAGCGGGCGCUCGAGGAGGCGGCCAACUCCGGGGGGCUCAACCUCAGCGCUCGAAAACUGAAGGAGUUUCCCAGGACCGUGGCCCUCGGACAUGACCUUUCAGACACUGUACAGGCAGAUCUCUCCAAGAACAGAUUGAUUGAAGUUCCCAUGGAAUUGUGCCAUUUUGUAUCUCUAGAGAUACUAAAUCUGUAUCACAAUUGUAUCAAAGUUAUUCCGGAGGCCAUCGUCAACUUGCAGAUGCUAACCUACUUAAAUCUGAGUCGCAAUCAGCUGUCAUCGUUGCCGGCCUGCCUGUGUGGUCUCCCUCUCAAAGUCUUAAUUGCAAGUAACAACAAGCUUGGGUCUCUUCCAGAAGAGAUAGGUCAGCUCAAACAGUUAAUGGAAUUGGAUGUCAGCUGCAAUGAGAUCACAGCUCUGCCACAGCAGAUAGGACAACUGAAAUCACUAAGAGAACUGAACAUCAGAAGAAAUUACCUUAAAGUUUUACCACCAGAACUUGUAGAUCUUCCCUUGGUAAAAUUUGAUUUUUCCUGCAAUAAAGUGCUCGUGAUUCCAAUUUGUUUUAGAGAGAUGAAGCAGCUGCAAGUGUUACUGCUUGAAAAUAAUCCCCUCCAGUCCCCUCCAGCACAGAUUUGUACAAAGGGCAAAGUGCACAUAUUCAAGUAUCUGAGCAUACAGGCCUGUCAGAUUAAAACAACCGACUCACUUUAUCUGCAUACUAUGGAGAGGCCAAAUCUACAGCCUAAUGUGGAAGAGAGCAAGAAAGAUUCUGAUUCAGGAGUUGGAAGUGAUAAUGGAGAUAAGCGUUUAUCUGCCACUGAGCCUUCUGAUGAAGAUACUGUCAGCCUUAAUGUACCAAUGUCAAAUAUCAUGGAAGAGGAACAGAUUGUCAAGGAAGAUCCUUGUCAUCGCCUUCGUCCAAUGAAAGGGGAAUUUCAUCAGGAAUUUCAUCAGGAAUCUUCCCUUUUGAAUAACAAUGAUAACUCAGGAGAAGAAAGAGAACAGUUCACUGAUGAAACUGAUGCCCUCUCUACCAAAUUUAUUAGCUAUAUCAAGGGCAGAACAGACGACUGUGAUGAAUUGUUACGGAUAGAAGAGGACACACACUGGCAAACAGAAGGAAUGACAAAUUUGUCAGAUAACCAAGAUGUGGAUAUAUCAAUGAUAGAUCAACUCAGAGAAGCAGUAGAUUUGUUACAGGAUCCCAACAGGUUAAGCACAGAUAUUACAGAGAGAAGUGUCAUGAACCUCUAUCCCAUGGACUCAGCAACAGCCUUAGAAUUACAGGAUUCUACAUUAAAUGGUCAAAUACAGCCAGAAUCAUCUCCUGAUUGUCAGGUGCAAAAUGAUCUGACUUUAGGAAGUAUGGGGAUCCAGUGUUCUCAAAAUGAGAUUAAAGAGGAUUCCCCUGCCAUCUCACCUACUGCAAAUAGCCCAGCUCCAUUUGGCCUGAAACCUCGAUCAGUGUUCUUGAGACCACAAAGGAAUUUGGAAUCCAUAGAUCCUCAGUUUACGAUUAGGAGGAAGAUGGAACAAAUGAGAGAAGAGAAAGAACUCGUGGAGCAACUUCGAGAGAGCAUUGAGAUGAGACUAAAGGUCAGUUUACAUGAAGACCUAGGAGCAGCUCUGAUGGAUGGUGUGGUCCUCUGCCACCUAGUUAAUCAUAUCCGUCCUCGAUCUGUAGCAAGUAUUCACGUCCCCUCACCAGCAGUGCCCAAACUUAGCAUGGCCAAAUGCAGAAGAAAUGUGGAAAACUUUCUAGAAGCAUGCCGAAAAUUAGGAGUUCCAGAGGAAAAACUUUGUCUACCACAUCACAUCCUUGAGGAAAAAGGCCUGGUCAAAGUGAGCAUUACAGUUCAAGCAUUAUUAGAUAUCACUGUAACAAAGGCUUUGUUCACAUGAAACCGCCAUCUCUUCUUUAAAUCAACCCAACUUCACCAGAGGUCAAGAACUCUGCUCCUGAAUUCAGUUACUCCCUUCCCACAGCACUCCUCCAAAUUCCCAAUCCAGAAGCGCAUUGAAAGUCCUUCCAUUGGGAGAGAGAAAUUCUUCCUUUCACAUCUGAAAUCCAGCCUAGAGACUUGAAGUGGUGCAGCCAAGAACUAGCAACCAUUAAGAAAUGAGCAAGCACUUCUAAUCAAUGGAGCUUUCUUCCUCCUUCCAUAUUCACCCGCUGCAUUUACCAAAGCACCGAGGACAGCUGUUUUUGCAGCCAAAUGCAUUCAUUUUAUUAGUACCAAACUCAUACAUUUGGGGGGAGGGAGUUAGGGUUUUCACCAUCAGAUUUUUUCAGGAUGUUGCUUCAGACCCAUUGCCUUUUAAAAACUAUUUAGAACAUACAAAAUAUUUAUAUAAAUAUUAUUUAUUAGUAAGUUGUUAUUCAUCCUUUGGAUGCAAAAUGUAAAUUAGAAAACUGUAUUUUAUUACUGCUUUUUUGUGGUUAAACACUUUAUUUUAAUAUUAUAAAUAUUUAGUUAUUUUCUAUCCUAUUUGGUGUGCAGUAGUUGUAGACUUUAGUAAUCAUGUUUUCUAGUGUAUACGAUUUUUUAAGAAUUCCACAAAAUAGGUGCUUCAAUGACAGCUGUUUUCUUGGGGAGGCAUUGUUCGUAUUUUGCUUUGUGGAACAUCAGCCUAAUUUCUAUCUCUGCAUUCCAUUCAAUUUCUUACAUUCCAGCAGUCCUGUUGUCCCCUACACUAAUGAAUUGACUUAAAUCAGGAGAGCACCCACAAUUUAUUUGUAAAUAGCUGUGAUGAUAAAAAGGAAAGAUUAAACUUGAAGACAAAAUGUGAACAACUAUUUUUUUUGAUUGAUACUUAUUUUUACUAUGCACAAGACAUUAAACUUUUAACACAAAGAAUAGGAGUUAGCAUCAUGAAUCUUGAAAUAUAAUUUUGCACUGUAACCUGGGUAACUUAAAAGAGUUCAGCACUAGAGGCAGAUACUGAGAAAACAGCACAAGAAAGUGAAGAUAAAAAGUUUACUCUUUAACCAAAAAGGUCUUUAGUGGGCCCGGCAUAAAAGGAAAAGUAUUGAUGAAGUUGUCAAAGUUCAUUUAAGGUCCAUUGCACCUGGAUUCAGUGGAGUGAUACUUUUUACAACUGCCAUUUUUUUUAAAAAAGGAAAAGUUUCUGAGAUGUAAAAAGUUUAUUUUAUUCUAUUUUAGUGGGUGGGCUAGGGUUGGGGUGGGGGAGGAAAGGAAUUUUUAGGGUUUCCAGGCAAUUCUUAAAAGAAUGCAAGAUUUUUUUUCUUUGUCGUGAAACCCCAGAAAUGAAUCUCAAGUCCUCAGGCCAGCCAUGUGAAGAUGCUGCAUGUAGUCUAAAGGGCGUCUGGUAGAGACAGCAGAGCAAGAAAGCUUAGGAUCAUAGGUGAAGAACUGGAAGGGACCCCACAAGGGCUUCAGUCCAACCCCUUCAUUUUAUAGAUGAGGAAACUAAGACCCAGGGAGCUAAGCAAGUGUAGGUUUAUGAAGCAGCAGGGUGAAGGAGAGAAUAGAGAGAGCACUAGAAAAGAACCAGCCAGGAAAAUACACAGAGGCAAAGAUAGUGGUUUGAAAGACUUAGCUGUGUUUCAAUCACACCACAACCUAUUUUAGGCAGUUUAUGUGUGUUCACUCUGAUGCUGCAUUUACAGAGACCAAUAUUCCGAUAUUCUUUCAAAGUCUUGCAUAUAUGUGAAUGAAUGCCAACCACAUUUCCCAAACGGCAGAGGGCAAUUGUCAUCAUUAUAUUCAUCAGCGGGCGGCGCAGCACCUGGUGAGGAAGCUAACGGGGAACUCAGCGGCAAUUGACUGGGAGGACAGCGUGCAUUAAAUGUUAACUAACUUUAACCAAAGCAGAAGCUUGUGUUCCAAGGAAGAGGCAUUAGCUGAAGAGUAAUUUGGAUUGGCGGCGAGCAUAUUGUUUCCUAUAUGAUGUACUGUGCACUUUAACGCUAAAUUAAAAAUGUAUUUUAAUAUUUCCCAGGGCUGCACAAAUACCUGUUGUGUCAAACAGCACAAAAGGUGGAAAGAAGAGAGAUUCUGAACAGAGUAUAUACAAUUUAAAAAACAUUCGAAGAUUGAUUAUAUGAAUAGGAAUAUUAAUUGCUGCAUCUCGAGGGGCAAGAAUGCAGGGUCCUGAAGUAUUUUUUUUACAUGUAUAUAUGGCAUCAUGAAGCUUUGUAAUCAUUGUUUUGAGAGAUCUUGGUUUUUUCAAAAUUAAAAUAUUUCUUUUGA
Messenger RNA from Vombatus ursinus (common wombat), 4427 nucleotides. It is a transcript of the gene LRCH1, whose product is annotated as leucine rich repeats and calponin homology domain containing 1. Gene Ontology annotation, molecular function: protein binding. The transcript is spliced from 19 exons. NCBI's taxonomy places the organism in Eukaryota, Metazoa, Chordata, Mammalia, Diprotodontia, Vombatidae. The coding region runs from base 16 to 2115 and encodes 699 amino acids. The record is from RefSeq and is a predicted model, not a curated record.